AUGGGGAACGGAUGCUCGAGCUUGGACCAAGCACCACCCCCCCCCGCAGGCAAUGGAUGCUUAUGCAGAGACGAGGCGCCACCGCCAACCAGAAGGCUGGUGGUGUUGACGGUGCCCCUCCACUGCGCCAACUGUGCUCACAAGGUGAAGAGGAAGCUACACGACGUGGAGGGGGUGGAAAUCGUCACCGUCGACGCGGAGAACAACCGGGUCACAGUGACGGGUACGAUGGACACGGCCUCCCUGGUCCUGGAGAUCUAUCGCAGGUUCAGGAAGCAGGCGCAGAUCCUCUUUCAGAGGGAGGAGAGAGGGAGGUGGAGGAGGAGAUGGGGAAGAUGCAGGUGGAGUGGAGACGAUAUCACGUUCGGCGACGAGGACAGAAGACGGUGCGAAGAAGGCACCUGCAGCUGCUGCUGGACCUCGUCGCCGGAGAUCAGGCCCAUCGCCUACCGCAGCGCCCUCUGCGACGACGAUGGUCCCUACGGUACGGCCACCCCUUGCUGCCAUGGCCUCAACGGAGAAUCAAGUUGCCAUUCCUGUCCGCCGCGCUAUCCCUUCCCUCCUGGGGGCCAACUCUACUGCUACGAAGAACCCCAGCCGGGCUGCUCCAUCAUGUGA
Molecule: messenger RNA, 618 nt
Organism: Spirodela intermedia
Lineage: Eukaryota; Viridiplantae; Streptophyta; Magnoliopsida; Alismatales; Araceae
Source: the annotation of a GenBank genome assembly